UUCCAGCCUCGCUCGCCCCUCCACCCGGCUGUGAGCUUCAAGCUGCCUCUUCUUCCUCCUCCAAGCGCACGAUGGAUGACGCAAACAUCAGUGGGGAUGACCUAACACCUGCCAUUGGCGCCUCACUACUCGCAGGUUGUGAGAGGUGCCUUGUCUCGCCCCUCUCGCAUCCCUCCUCUACAUCCUGGUGGCCGCCUCCUCAUCAAGACCGUCAGCUCACUCCUUCGUGAUCUGGAUGUUGUCAUCCCCGAAGGCGAGGAUGUUCCUGGUCCCCACUUCAACCACGGCACACCCUGUACUACAACGACAAUUGGCAUUGGAGACUAUAGCUCAGGUGUCGUCCUCCCUUCCUGUGCCUCGUCUCCUCUACACCGAUGGCUCCGUUCAAGCCGAUGGACGGGCAGGGUGUGCAAUCUCCCCAGACACGGACGCUCCGCCUGGAGGCUGGAUAGGCCGACGUCUCCCAGAUUACUCCAGUUCCACCUUCUGCGAGCUCUACGGCAUCUUCGACGCAGUCAGCCUUCUGUGCCAGCGUGGACUCAGUGCGAUGGUUAUCUGUGACUCUAAGUCUGCCCUUCAGGCCCUUUCAAGUACUAACCCACGCUGCACUGAGAUUGUACGUCGUAUCUUGUCUUCUUUGGCCUUGAGUCGUCGUAGGGCUCUCAGUGUUAGCUUUGUGUGGAUUCCUUCUCACAUUAAUAUCUUCUGUAGUGACAGAGUUGACGGCCUUGCUAAGGCAGCCUGCACUUUGCCUUCUCUAGCGGCUGGCGUCAGGCCCUCCCUCUCGUGUGCCCUGACCUGCAUCAAAGCUGCUGCCCUCCGCUCCAUCGACCAAGCCCGGGACCGCCAGAGGGAAGAAAGUAUCACCAUCCGGCAUUACGACUCCUUUCGCCUCCACAAUUACAAGUAUCGUCGCAAAGGAGUCAUGGUCCGGCGGCAUAAUGUGGUGUCCGCCAGGCUCCGCCUCGGUUACAGGCCGGUGUGGGAGGUCGCUGGCCUGCCAGACGUACCUCACUUCUCUUCCUGCCCCAUGUGUGGUGCCCUCGACAGUAACACCUUGGAACACCAUUGUCUCCACUACCCUGAGGUCGAGGGUGUGCUGCCCAGAGGUGUUCCGCUUGUUGAGGUGUGUCGUCACCUCCUGAAGGGGGAUACCUUGGACGUCGUCCUCGCGCGGUUCCCGAAGUUUGGCGGAUGCUGAAGCUUCAUACUGUCACUGUUUUGUUUUCUUAUGUUUCCCUGUUUUUCACCUGCUUUAUUUUUGUACUUUGUAAAAUUUGUACUUUUCUAAGUUUUGUAAUGUUUCUUUGUAUUUCACUUUUGGUUUCUGUAAUCGUACUUAGUCUUUUUUCUAUUAUUGUAUUAUUGUUUUUUGUUACAAUUUGUACAUUUGUAAUUGUUUUGGUCUGACGCUUU
Portunus trituberculatus (swimming crab) is the source of this 1416-nucleotide messenger RNA. RefSeq lists its product as uncharacterized. Bases 236 to 1201 code for a protein of 321 amino acids. The record is from RefSeq and is a predicted model, not a curated record. NCBI's taxonomy places the organism in Eukaryota, Metazoa, Arthropoda, Malacostraca, Decapoda, Portunidae. The transcript has 2 exons. Gene Ontology annotation, molecular function: nucleic acid binding.